AUGGCCGGCAACAACCAAGGAGGGAGCGGCGGUGCCCAUUCCCAACCCUCACUGCCCGCCUUGCCAGCGCAUCUCCAGUCCGACACGCAUCUCACCGCACAUCUCGCCAGCCGGUUCCAUGUAUCUCUGCCAACCGCCCAGCUAUCCUCCCACGCCUUAAUAUGCCUGAACACCUAUUCUACCUCAACCAAGGGUCCGGAUGGGGGAAAGGAGGGAAGUGCCAUGGGAGGCGCGGAGGACUUGGCCGAGAGAGCAUACACGCGACUGGGAGCCCGCUCGGAAAACCAGGCCGUUGUUUUCCUGGGAGAGUCCGGGUCAGGUAAAACCACCGUUCGGUCUCAUCUGCUCUCUGCCCUCUUGAGCAAAUCAUCCACCCCGCUUUCGACGAAGCUCUCACUCGCUGCCUAUGUUUUCGACACCCUGACGACCACGAAAACCGCUACGACCCCCACGGCGUCCAAGUCGGGUCUUUUCUUCGAGCUCCAGUACGACACCUCCUCGACCGUCAACCCAACCCUUCUGGGAGGAAAACUGCUCGACCACAGGCUGGAGCGGAGCCGAGUCGCCUCGGUUCCGACCGGAGAGCGUAGUUUCCAUGUCUUGUACUACCUCCUGGCCGGAACCAGUGCGGCCGAGAAAUCCCAUCUCGGACUCGAUACCAACGGGGGCUUCUCGGGUGUGGUCCAUCCGCCUCACUCCGGGAACAACAGACACUCGCUUGGCUCCCAGCAGAAGAGAUGGCGCUACCUCGGCCACCCAACGCAACUGAAGGUGGGGAUCAAUGAUGCGGAAGGAUUCCAACUCUUCAAAACCGCUCUCCGGAAGCUCGAAUUCCCUCGGAGUGAGAUUGCCGAGAUAUGUCAGGUCAUGGCCAGCAUUCUCCACAUUGGACAGCUGGAAUUCGAAACCACCGAGGCAACCACCAGUGCGGGGGACGACAGUGGUGGCUUCUCUCACGAAGGAGGACAACUCGUGACCGUGGUGAAGAAUAAGGAAGUGCUCGGCAUCAUUGCUGCAUUCCUAGGUGUCAGUGCCGCGGACCUGCAGGCGACUCUGGGGUACAAGACCAAGAUCCUUCACCGGGAGCGCGUAACGGUCAUGCUGGACCCCAAGGGGGCGAGGAGUAACGCCGACGAGCUUGCUCGGACCCUGUACUCGCUCUUGGUAGCCUAUGUGAUCGAAACCAUCAACCAGAGAGUAUGUGCGGUCGAAGAUACAGUCGCCAACACCAUAUCGAUUGUAGACUUUCCGGGUUUUUCUCAGCAGCAAGCGACCGAUUCCAAGCUCGACCAGCUUCUCAACAAUGCCGCUACGGAAUCCCUGUACAACUUCACCCUUCAAAGUUUCUUCGAGGCCAGGGGGGAAAUGCUCGAUAGUGAAGAGGUCAGUGUGGCCCCAACCAGCUACUUCGACAACUCCGAUGCCGUCAAAGGCCUGCUCAAACACGGAAAUGGUCUCCUCAGCAUCCUAGACGACCAAACGAAGCGCAACAAGACCGACAUGCAGUUGCUGGAGAGUCUGCGAAAACGAUUCGAUGGCAAGAACCCUGCCAUCUCCGUCGGAAGCGCCACCGCAAAGCUUCCAGGCAGCAACUUUGCAACGCACAACGCAGCGGCGUCCUUUACCGUAAAGCACUUCGCCGGCGAGGUCGAGUAUCAGGUGUCUGGGUUGGUGGAGGAGAACGGGGAAGUGAUCUCGGGAGACUUGAUGAACCUGAUUGCCUCGACCAAGAGCGAGUUUGUCGGGCAAAUCUUUGGACAAGAAGCCUUGCAGACUAUGGUCCACCCUCAAGAACGGUCAACCAUUGUGCAGGCGCAAGUAAGCUCGAAACCUCUCCGAAAGCCAAGUGUGAUGGGGAAGAAGGGGGAUAGGCCAUCCAGAUUCUCUGCUCGAGACACCGGCAAGGUAUCGCCGUUCGACGAAUCGGUCGAAGAGAUGGGACUGGUCGACGACGACGCAAAGAGCCGCCGGGGCCGGAACAUCGACCAAGGGGCUGCCGCUCAGUUCCUGUCCUCGCUCGAUAACGUGACCAAGUCUCUCAGUGCGCCAAAUACAAACCCAUACUUUGUAUUCUGUCUCAAGCCGAACGACCGUCGUAUCGCAAACCAAUUCGACAGCAAAUGCGUCCGCACACAGAUCCAGACCUUUGGCAUCGCCGAGAUCAGCCAACGUCUCCGCAACGCAGAUUUCAGUCUCUUCCUCCCCUUUGGCGAGUUUCUGGGUCUUGCCGACGCAGAAACGAUCCUGGUCGGAAGCGAGCGUGAAAAGGCUCAGAUGGUAGUGGAUGAGAAGCGGUGGGCAGCCAACGAGGCAAGCAUAGGAUUUACCGGGGUUUUCUUGAGUGAACGGUGCUGGUCAGAAAUCGCCAAACUCGCCGAGCGUGGAUACGUCCCCGGGCGCUAUCCGACAAACUCGGAAAGCGGGGAGGAUGUGCUCUCGCCUGGCGAUGGUGGUUCCUAUGGAGCAUCCAAAGAGCGGCUCCUUGGUCCCCCUUCAGGCCUCAGCCCCGGCUACGGUGACAAGAAAUCAGGUUACUUCGGCAGCAAUGACAUCGAUACCCGUUCCGAGGCCGGUGCCUCUGCUCUCGGAGGCGGCGACAUGUUUCGGAAUCUGGAUACCAGAGAGCAAAUGGCCGAGAAGGGCAACGAGAAGGCGAUGGUCGAAGUGGAAGAGGUCCAGACCAGUGUAAUCCGUAAGAGGUGGAUGUUCCUCGUCUACCUGAUGACAUGGAUGCUUCCUGACUUCCUGAUCCGGGUGGUUGGGCGGAUGCCUCGCAAAGAUGUCCGAAUCGCAUGGAGAGAAAAGCUUGCCAUCAACAUGAUGAUUUGGCUGAGUUGCGGCUUUGUCGCCUUCAUGAUCGUCGUAUUUCCCUUCCUCAUUUGCCCGAAACAAUACGUCUUCAGUGCUGCUGAAUUGACGCGCCACAACGGCAAAAAUGACGAUGCCUACGUCUCCAUCCGAGGGCAGGUAUUCAACCUGAAAGCGUUUGCGCCAUCCCACUACCCAUUCAUCAUCCCGCAAAAGGCCAUCUUGAAUUACGCCGGCCUCGAUGCUACCUCUCUUUUCCCGGUACAGGUCUCAGCUCUAUGUCAAGGAGUCAAGGGAACUGUUGAUCCUUCUAUCACGCUUGACUACUCGAGCACCAAUGUCACUGGCUCGGCAUCCGUCAUUGCGGCGACCGAUCUCAACUGGCAGUACCACGACUUUCGAUCAUGGACCAACGACAGCCGUCCUGAUUGGUUCUUCGAGCAGAUGUUGAUGCUCAGAUCCAAUUACAAAGAAGGCACCAUUGGGUACACGGCCCAGUAUGUGAAGACGUUGGCCUCCAAAUCGAACUCCAUUGCAAUCCUCAACGGCCGAGUCUAUGACUUUACCAAGUACAUCCAGGGAGGCCGCAAAGUGCUUGUCAAGCCGGGCGAAGAGACCCCUACUGAUAUCAGUACUGACUUUAUGAACCCUCUCGUCGUGGAGCUGUUCCAACAGAGAGCCGGCAGUGAUGUCACCGACCUCUGGAAUGCAUUAGCUAUUGAUGCGGGUAUGCGCUCUCGAAUGUCGAUCUGCCUGGACAACCUCUUUUACGUUGGCGACGUCGAUACGAGAAACUCGGUCAGGUGCCAAUUCGCCACCUACCUAAUCUUGGCCGUGUCUAUUGUCCUGCUCGCCGUCAUUGGAUUCAAAUUCGCCGCAGCUCUACAAUUCGGGUCGAAAAAUGUCCCUGAGAAUCUCGACAAGUUUGUCAUCUGCCAGGUGCCUGUUUAUACCGAAGACGAGGAAUCCCUCCGCCGUGCCAUUGACUCUGCUGCAAGAAUGAAGUACGAUGAUAAGCGCAAACUUCUCGUUGUCAUCUGUGACGGAAUGAUCAUUGGACAAGGAAACGAGAAGCCGACUCCGCGUAUCGUACUCGACAUUCUCGGUGUUGCCGAGACCGUCGACCCCGAACCCUUGAGCUUCGAGUCUCUGGGUGAGGGCCUGAAGCAACACAACAUGGGCAAAAUCUACUCCGGUCUGUACGAAGUCCAGGGCCACAUCGUGCCCUUCCUGGUCGUCGUCAAGAUUGGUAAGCCCUCCGAGGUCUCACGCCCGGGUAACAGAGGUAAGCGUGAUUCUCAGAUGGUCUUGAUGAGAUUUUUGAACAGAGUCCACUACAACACCGCGAUGAGUCCCAUGGAGCUCGAAAUGUAUCACCAAAUCCGGAAUAUCAUCGGUGUCAACCCAACGUUCUACGAGUACUUAUUGACCAUCGACGCCGAUACCGUCGUGGCUGCGGAUUCGGUAACUCGAUUCGUCUCGGCGUUUAUUGACGACACGAGACUAAUCGGCUGCUGUGGAGAGACCGCGUUAUCCAACCCGAGAUCCUCCUUCGUCACCAUGAUUCAGGUUUACGAGUAUUACAUUUCGCAUAAUCUUUCCAAGGCUUUCGAGAGUUUGUUUGGCAGUGUUACCUGCUUGCCUGGAUGUUUUACCAUGGUCCGGAUCCGAGCCGCCGAAUCUGGCAAGCCGCUGUUUGUCAGUCGCGAUGUUGUCGAGUCAUACGCCGAGAUUCGGGUCGAUACUCUUCACAUGAAGAAUUUGCUUCAUUUGGGUGAGGAUCGUUACUUGACAACACUCUUACUCAAGCAUCAUCCCAAGUAUAAAACUAAGUACAUCCGCAACGCGCAUGCGUGGACUGUGGCACCCGACUCCUGGAGCGUUUUCCUCUCUCAACGUCGUCGGUGGAUCAACUCCACGGUGCACAACCUCGCUGAGCUCAUCCCUAUGUCUCAACUCUGUGGCUUCUGCUGCUUCAGUAUGCGCUUUAUCGUUUUCAUCGACUUGCUCUCGACCCUGGUCCAACCUAUCACCCUGGUCUAUAUAGUAUAUUUGAUCAUCACACUUAUCAUCAACCCGGGCACCGUACCGACCAUCGCUUUCAUCCUGCUCGCCGUCAUCUACGGUCUGCAAGCCAUCAUCUUCAUUCUGCAUCGCAAGUGGGAAAUGAUCGGGUGGAUGAUACUCUACAUUCUCGCCAUCCCGGUCUUCUCCUUCGGUCUUCCCUUGUACAGUUUCUGGCACAUGGACGAUUUCUCCUGGGGCAACACUCGUGUUGUGACAGGGGAGAAGGGUCGUAAGAUCGUCAUCACCGAUGAGGGCAAAUUCGACCCCGACUCCAUCCCACAUAAGAAGUGGGAGGAGUACCAAGCCGAGCUCUGGGAAGCCCAGACCAUGAAAGACGAUCGCUCCGAAGUCUCAGGCUACUCCUAUGGCACCAAGCACCCCGUCGCGACUUCCGAGUACAACUACGCUUCGCGCCCUAUGUCGCGAGCCGAAGUCUACUCGCCUUACGAAGCCAAGCACGCUCACAUGUCCGGCUCCCGCAUGUCUCUCGCGCCUUCUGACGCCAUGGGACUGGAGCAUCGCCAGAGCCAAUGGGGUGGUUCUCAGUACCUUGGCCAGCAAGAACACGAGUUGGCGAAUCUCGCCGGCCUGCCAAGUGACGAUGCGAUCUUGGCUGAGAUCAGAGAGAUUCUGAAGACGGCCGAUUUGAUGACUGUCACGAAGAAGAGCAUCAAGGUGGAGCUUGAGAGAAGGUUUGGCGUGCAGCUUGAUGCUCGAAGAGCAUAUAUUAACUCUGCGACGGAGGCCUUGCUCUCUGGCCAGCUAUGA
Drepanopeziza brunnea f. sp. 'multigermtubi' MB_m1 is the source of this 5643-nucleotide messenger RNA. RefSeq lists its product as uncharacterized. Gene Ontology annotation, cellular component: cell periphery; myosin complex; cell septum. NCBI's taxonomy places the organism in Eukaryota, Fungi, Ascomycota, Leotiomycetes, Helotiales, Drepanopezizaceae. Gene Ontology annotation, molecular function: chitin synthase activity; cytoskeletal motor activity; ATP binding. The record is from RefSeq and is a predicted model, not a curated record.